AUGCCGCCGAUGCAGCGUGCUGUGCCGACUUGGCCAUCGUACGACACUGUGAUCUGACGAGAGAUGAGCUUGUCGCAUCAUCUUCGGGAGGUGCCGCAGUGAAGGAAUUAGCAAUGCAGACAAAUUGUCACGAGACGACGCUACGUGACUCGCUCGCUACCCUUGAGCUUCGUGUAUUCGCUGCUGAGGAAGAUGCAACGCAUGCUUCGAGCGCCACCACCCAGGUCGAAAUGGAACUCACUGAAACUCGUGCCAAACAUAAUUUCCAGUGUGGCAGCUACUCGGGUAUGGGCGAGAGAGCACCUUUGGAAAAUCCACUUGUAAGCAGCGCCAAGGAACUGGCGCAGGACCGUGAGGAAGGCCUUGCAGCCGUGACAAAGCAACUUCUUGAUGCGCAACGCGCAUGCAAGCUUGCAAGUGUCAAGGUAGCACGCCUCAACGUUGAACGCGAUCGUGAUGCUGCAUUGCGCGCAAUGAGCAAUGCAGAACGAACUCGCUUCCAGCGCGCUAUGGAUGCGUUGGCAAUGGAGCAGCAGACGACGCUCCUGGCUAGCGAUGCCAUAGCUACUGUGCAACUCGCAGCCGAAGAUAGUCAAGCUCGGCUCGAUUUACAAAGCGAACAAGGUCGUGAUCUCGAUGGUAUUCAGGUGAUGCUGUAUGAUGAACAAUUAGCUGCAGAGGCUGCAUGCGCUGCUCAGGGCUACCUAGUGGACUCACUGGAUCAAUGCGUGGCCCCGGAGACGGCCGCAACAGCUUCCACCGUUGGCCAACUGGGGCACGCAAUGCGCAUUACUGCUGAUAUUUCUGGUGCUCUUCGUGAUGCGCGCCGCCAAGAGGCAAAGACCCGUAUCGAGCGGGAUGAGGCAGUGGCUUGCGUGUCAAAUAAAGCGUCCCGAUCUGCCGCCACUUCCGUCAAAGUGCGCGAUGUUAUUGCGAGACGUGCACUCCUCAAUGCUGAAUUAGACGUAAUGCGAGAUUCUUUGACAAUCGCUCAAGUCAAGCUUGGAGCACGAGACCGAAGAGAUUGUGAAAAUCAAUGGGUCAAGCACCUCUGGCAGCAAGCUGCUCAGCUCUUUGAAGGCGAGAAUGGUUUGUGCAAUAUUGAUCAAAUCCUGCCUGAUAGUGAUUUAAAGGACGAAGCUCGUAAUCACCAUGUUUUGGAUGAUAGGCGCAGUGCCGCUUCGAUAGAAAAUUAUGACAGCGAAUAUCAAAGGGAAAUACCCAACAUUGGUGCAAUUCAUCCUUUAUCAGAGGCUUUGUCAGGGGUAGUCAGGGAUGCGGCACGGAAUCUGCGUUCUGAAUUAAAUAACGAAGAGAAUCGGCGUCGGAAACUAGCGAUUGAGGUCGAAACACUCAAGCAAGAGGCAUUACGCCGCAGGCCACUACGGACAGUAUUGCGGCGUUUUGAGGCUAAUCGCAACAAGGCACUUGCUGAGCUUGAUUUGGCGGUCAGGCAUGCGUCCGUUGCAGAAAGUAGUGUAGUGGCUCUCAGAGAGGAAGUUUCGUCUUGCGCAGAAAACGCCACCUCGGCUCUUUCUAAAACUGCUGUCGCUCUUGGUAGCGCAGAAGUGCUGCGAGCCUCGCUUCUUGUUGCCCACGGCCAGGUCGAACGCGCCGCCGCGGAGGCGGAAAGGAUGCGCGCGGCAAGCCUUGUGACAGAGGACGACGCUGCGCAAGCCAGCACGACCCUCGAUCAGAGACGCGUUUUAGCGACACACGUAGCAAGCAACAGAGCACGCGGUGCUGUUGUUCGCUCUUCCAUCGAGACUGCACGCAUGAUUGUCGGCAAAGCCGCAGUUGGUGCGAAUGCGGAGCGUGAUGAUCUUGCUCACCGUGCAAAACAGGAGCUCGAAGUACGCGAUGUUGCUGGGGCAGUGAACGAGACACAAUCAUACUUAUUGGAGAGCGGUCGACGUGAAAGGCGCGACUCUCUUGCCAAACAUGUCGCUGACUUGCAGAAACUUCACAUGCUUCAUGUGCGUGCUGAUGAGGAAACGACCACAAUUCGUAAAGCAGUCACCGCGGCUGCUCGUUCGGCAAGAUGCCAUGACACUCGUCUCCGGGAUCGUCUCCUCCUCUCCGCUUGCACCAGUGAUAGUAUUGUCGCCACCGCCUCUACCCAUCUCCGCCACGAUACUAACGCCGCUCAGAUCAAGGCAAAACAUGCUCUUGAAUCACGCAAAAGAUUGACAGAGGCCAUUCAACAGAAGAAAAGCACAGUCGAAACUAUUGUACAUUUGCAUGCUAAGGUCAGUGCUGACGUCGACAUAACGCGAGCCAAGCUUGUCUCACUAAGAGACGAGCUUGCCAUCUACCAAAAGCUUGCCAUCUACCAAUCAAAGCACCACAAGAUAUGCACUGCAGGGGUUUCCAAACACCGCCCCACCGUUGGCGACAGCACAGCCAAUAUCGGCAACGCAUCAUCCUGGGUUGAGCUGGCUACAGAGGAUUGGGAUCGCGCUUUCAUAUACAAUAAUAGUAGAUGAGUUUUUAUUAACAACUACGCCGUUUUGAUGGGUUCGUCCCGCAAUAUAUGCACGAGCACUCGGGCCGAGGCGGUAUAUGGGGAACAAAGUAUUCUUGAUCUCCACUCAGAGCAGCCUUUUCCUAAGGCACGAGGAGGAUGCUGUCAUUCAAACUCUGAUUGCCUCCUGCGCGCCACACAGAAAGGAAUCUCUUCAAGGAACUUUAUCUGGCACGGCGUUCAACCUUGACGUCGGUGCCGAUAUCUUUUCAAGCGCAACUGCCGCUUACCUUGCCAUGUAGCCACGGUGCAUGCUGUGGUAUCUCAAGACAAGCAAGUUCACAUGUUCACAAGUCUCAGCUUUUGCAGUAGUCAUCCAAACAAGAAUUAUCAUGACGAGCGUUUGCGAAUGACUUACCCGCUACCUCCUAGGUAUCCUAAAUGGGAUUUUGUCAGACGGACCAACUGGUGACUCCCAGAUCAGGCCCCGUCGGGCCUGACCUACGGGGUCGCGCGGCCCGUCCAGCCUCCCGCCGCGUGCGCCUUCGUGUCCCCGGGCCCCAUUCCCUAACUAAGACCAGACUAAG
This is a messenger RNA of Aureococcus anophagefferens, 3051 nucleotides long. RefSeq lists its product as hypothetical. NCBI's taxonomy places the organism in Eukaryota, Pelagophyceae, Pelagomonadales, Pelagomonadaceae. The record is from RefSeq and is a predicted model, not a curated record. Bases 114 to 2486 code for a protein of 790 amino acids. The transcript is spliced from 2 exons.